UAUUAGUUUAAAAAUCAUGGCCGCGUGUGGAUGUAGAUGUGAGAGAAAAAAUGAGUGCAGUGAUAGAUCCUGGUGGCCUUUUAGUUCUUGUACAACUGCCAUUUUAGCUGGACUUUUGUUCUUAUUCGCGUUGUUGUAUUAUUUUUUCGCGCAUUCAAAAUUACCCAGAGGAGCUGUGGUAGCGAAUGGAUAUGAAUGUGCAGAAAUUGGAGGAAAAAUUAUACAGAAAGGUGGUUCUGCUGUAGAUGGCGCUAUAGCCACGGCUUUUUGCGAAAGUGUAGCCAUGCCGUCAACCACUGGACUUGGUGGUGGAUUUUUUAUGACAGUGCACACCCACAGACAAGGAAAUGCUGAAUGUUUAGACGCCAGAGAGGAAGCGCCAAAAAAAGCGACGAAAAGGAUGUUCCCCAAUCAGAUUUUAUCCAGAUUUGGUCCUUUGGCUGUUGCCGUGCCAGGACAGUUACGAGGUCUUGAAGCAGCGCACAAAAAAUACGGGAAGUUGUCUUGGUCGGAAUUGAUUGAACCCACGAUCAAACUGUGUGAAGAAGGGGUGUAUGUAACUAAAUUUUUUGAAAUUGAUUUGAGGGAAAAUGAGAUAACUAUCAAGAAAAAUGAGGCGCUGAGGAACAUUUUUAUAAGUCCCAAACACGGCGAACCCUAUAAGGAGGGCGAAAAAAUUAAGUAUCCAACAUAUGCAAAAACUUUAAGGGUCAUAGCUGAUGAAGGAGCUGAUGCUCUUUACACUGGCAGUCUUGUGAAGGACUUUGUCAAGGAUAUAAACGGGAUUAUAGAUGAAGAAGACAUGGCUCACUACGCGUAGUCCCAGAUGGACAGAUCCUGUCACUUCAACUCUUCUCAAGGGGGAAACGAUGUACACAUCCUCUGAACCUGGUAGCGGAUUAUUACUAACGUUUAUUUUUAACGUUUUGAACGGAUUCAUAGACGAAAACGUGAACUCUUACAAGAACUGGCAGAGAAUAAUCGAAGCUUUUAAACAUGCGUACGGCCUUAAGACUUGGCUAGGGGACGAUCCUUAUUUAAUCAGAGAGGCGAAAGAAAAUCUGACAUCCGAAGAAUUCGCCAAGGCCACUCAAAAGAAGAUUUUCGACGAUCGUACCUGCAAAAAACCGACUUACUACGGAGCUGGUAACUUUCCACCACCAGAUACUGGAAGUGUUAAUAUUUGCGUGUUGGAUAUUUACGGGGACUCCGUAGUCCUAACGUCGAGCUUGAGUCGAAAUUUUGGAGCUGGUAUAGCCUCCCAGAGCACUGGGAUCAUUCUAAACAGCCAAAUGGGUGAAUUUUCAUCUCCCUGUGGGCAUGGAGAAGGAUGUUUGCCUCCAAAUAAAGCGAAUUUUAUUGAGCAUGGAAAGAGACCGUUGACCUCCAUGAGCCCAACAGUCAUCGUGGAUAUUGACAAUCAAAUGAAAUUUCUUGUCGGGGCUACCGGUGGUCCGAGAAUGAUAACACAAAUUGCUUUGACCGUUCUUAAGAAACUUUGGUUUAAUAUGACUUUGGAAGAAGCAGUUCAACAUCCCCGAUUUCACCAUCAACUAUUUCCCAUGGUUUUGUAUUUGGAAAAAGAAUUUGAUGUGAAAGAACAAGCUCUGGUGACGGCUUUCAGACAAAUUGGACACGAAAUAGAAAUUGAAGAAUGUCCAACUUAUGCGGGGGUAACUGCGAUUUACAAAGAUCACAAUAACCUAUAUGCAGUUACUGAUCCAAGAAGGCCUGGUAGCUCCUAUUACAUCUACACCUAAAAUAUUGUUUGUAUAUAUUUUUUUAUUGAAGUACAUAUUAUGUAGUUUGAAUGUUGAUAUUUGGAUAUGAUGAUAAAAGAUGUG
Molecule: messenger RNA, 1844 nt
Organism: Brassicogethes aeneus
Lineage: Eukaryota; Metazoa; Arthropoda; Insecta; Coleoptera; Nitidulidae
Source: the annotation of a GenBank genome assembly